Molecule: messenger RNA, 2338 nt
Organism: Rana temporaria (common frog)
Lineage: Eukaryota; Metazoa; Chordata; Amphibia; Anura; Ranidae
Product: carcinoembryonic antigen-related cell adhesion molecule 1-like
Exons: 11
Source: RefSeq, a predicted model, not a curated record
GAAAGACAGUUGAAAGUUACUAUGUGUAACUGAAUAUUGUAUAUUACCAAUGCAGUAUACAAGUACGAAUUUAACCUCAGAAAAUAUUACUACAAUGCUGCUACCUGAUAACAACUUCUUCGUUUAAAUUAAAUUAUUGGCAGAGCAUACCAGGAAGUUGGGUAUGAUGACACACAACAAUGUUCCAAGGGACGUGGUUAAAAAGUAAUAUUUCUUACACUUCCCUCUAGCAGUGAGUGAACGUGAAGCUAGAAAGCACAACACAAAGGCUGCAACAAGGAGAACUUCUAUACAGGAAAAAUUGUGUAUCCGUACAGCAACCAUUUCCAGUUAAAGAAGCAUGAGUAGGAUGUCUGAAGGGAUGGGUUUGAUGGUCCAUAGUGUCCUGUUGCUGCUAGCCUCAAGUGUUGUAUCUGACACGGAGGUGGUGAAUGGAACACUUGGGAAUUUUAUUUAUUUUACUGAAUCUUUCUCAAAUACGGGACUUGUAUUAAAUUGGUAUUUUAAAGGCAUCCCGAUAGCAGGAUAUUCCCCUCCUCUGCCUCCAGCAUGUAUUCCCGAUUAUGCAGGAAGAUGUCAGCUGUAUGACAAUGGAACUCUGAGACUGGAUAAUCUGAUAUCUGCAGAUGACGGGACUUACCGUUUUACUGCAGUGCAGCCUCCCGUUACAACAGUAAAGGAUGUCUCCUAUGAGCUGAGAGUCUAUCCUUUUCUCAAUGCUCCUGUCCUCACUGGAAAUGUUACUUCUAAUAAUCUCAUUGGUGGCUCCUAUGUGUCUCUCCAUUGUAAUGCCAGUGGCCAGACUGUCACUACGUACACCUUUGACCGUGAUGGGAAAAACAUCUGCUCUGAGCCCCAUGUGACCUGCCAGGAUUCCUACCUCUACUUCCAACCAAUCACAGGGAGCAACAGUGGAAGUUACACCUGCACCAUCCGAAACCCUGUCAGCACCAACACCAGCCGAAACCUCAUACAGCUAAAUGUAUCAGAUCCGGUCUCUGACGUGAAAUUAAUCAGCAAUAUACCAGGAGUGGUCUGGCCAGGUUUAGAUUUGGUGUCUCUUAACUGUUCAGCUAGAGGUACAGGUGUAACUUACUCCUGGAGCCUACAGGGGGCACCACUGCCCUCGGACUCUCGAUACCACUUCACUGAGAACUACAGAGUGCUAACAAUCAGCCCCGUCACUGCUAAUGACACUGGAACCUUCACCUGUAGAGCCUCCAACUGGAUAAACAACCAGACCAGCAAUGGAAUAAAUCUUGCACUGGGCUCAUUGAUCUCGGUGGUGACACUUACCGGUAACACACCAGGAUCAUACAUCUGGGUUGGAGAGGACUCCGUGUCUUUAAAUUGCUCAGCUGAUGGAUCGGAAGUCCAGUUCCUCUGGAAACUGAAUGGAGAGCCAUUACCCCCGGGUUCUCAAUAUCAGAUAUCACAAGGUGGUUCUCCUCCACACUCCAAUCUCCUCAUCAGCCCCGUCUCUAAAAAUGAUGCUGGACCUUUCACCUGUGAAGCAUCUAAUCGGCUCAACAGCAAGACAAGCAAUGCCCUGAACCUCAGCUUGAACUGGACUCCGGAAGGAAACAUUGCUUGCACCGCUCUGCCUGAUGGACAGGAUAUUAAACUUGGCUGUUCCUGGUCAGGAGGACAUCCAGAAGCUAAUGUGUCCCUGAUCUUUAAUGGAAUAACAGAGAAUGGAACAAACAGUGUAAACGUUACAUCCAUAGGUGAUAAUUUCCAAGUAUCAGAUCUCACCUGCCAUGGAGACCAACUGGGAAGAAAAUCUCAGUGUACAGUGAGAAUAGGACCUCCAUUGGCACUAGAAGAUGACAACAACGCCACCAUUGAUACAGUAGUGGGGGGGACUCUAAACCUGACAGUGACCCUGAAACCUGGACUGCCAGCAAAAUUCUAUUGGAAACAUACCCUCUUUAGCCAAAGCAAGAAAUCAAUCCAAAGCCGGGAAUCCUCAGUGAGCAGCACGGAUUUUAGUUCUAGUUACGUGAUCCGAGACUUGACUGUGAAUGAUGCUGGAAAAUAUGAAUGCAUAGCCGAGAAUGCAAUUGGAACUCAGAGCUUCCUCUUCACUGUCAGUGUGACUGAAAAUGUUGCUCCUAAGGAUGGCUUGAGUGGUGGUGCAAUAGCUGGUAUUGUUAUCGGGGUUUUGGCCGGUGUUACUUUAAUUGGAAUUGCUGUGUUCUUCAUUGUGAAAAAAACAGAUAUUGGGCGUAACAAAAGAGUAACUGAACCUGAAUUCCCCAUAGAAACACAAGGAAAUCAAACGUAUGUAAAUGUUCCUGAACAACACAUCUAUGAAACAACUUUGCCAGGCACUAAG